UAUAACAAAAAAAAAUUGUUGUGUACACAGACGAGAAGAGCUUGUUGUGUUUUGUUGGCUCCUUCAGGCUCAUAAAUAAGAAAAAAACAAAACUGAAAACAAACAAAUUUUAAUCGAAAAACAUAAAACGGCAUGUCUGUGUUUCGAACAGAUAUGGAAUUUGAUCGAAAAUUAAUUGAAUUAAUUAAGGCCAAUCCCAUGUUGUACGAGAAGGAACUGCGAAGUUCACCCUACACAGAUAUGAAAAAGAAAUUUGAGCUAUGGAGUCAUAUUGCCACUUCUCUGGACUGUGACACCAAAUACUGUCUGCUGCGAUGGAAAAGUUUAAGGGGGAAAUAUCGACGAGAGGUGGCCAAGCUGGGCAAGGAACCGACAUGGGAAUUGUUUGACCAAAUGAAAUUCAUUGAUAAACACAUUAAAUAUCAAGGAACCCAACGUAAUCUUAAGAGUCCGGAACACCAAAGUGUUCCAUUCAACUGCAAUAUGGAGGCUGAGCAAUUAAUUGAAGAAAUUCACGAGGAGGACUAUGACGAUGAUCCCCUGCAAGAGGCAAUGGAUGAACAAAUAAGUACAUUUGUACCCUAUAACACCACAAGAGAACGAAUGUUUCCAUGCCAGCAGCAGCAACAACAAACGAUUAUACCCAGCAAUACCACGACGACAACAAUUAUCUCCUCACCAAUGCAAAACAGUGGCGCCAUGAAACGUAUCGAAGCCCUGCUAGAGGGCUUGGGUGAACAUAAUCGCAAUAAGGCCGAAAAACGUAUUGUUGCCUAUCUGUGCAAAUGCCAGCUGAAGACGUUAAGUAAUGAAGAUGUGGAUGAUGUUGAUAUUUAAUAAGGACGUUUACUUAUUUUUCGAAUGGACUAAUCACAAGAAUAUUGCUGCUUACUAAUAUUUAGUAUAUAAGGGAAGUUUGUUUUUCAAGUUCAAUGCGAUCGUAACAACAUGAAGUUAAGUUAAAAUUGUGUACGGAACGUUUCGAGAGAAGAAAUCAAAAGGGAUUUUGUGACAAUUGCUAAACCACAUGAUUUGUUGUAAUGUUGAUACUCAUGGAAAGGGUACAAAAGUUUUAUUGAAAAUAUAUCCGGAAACGUUCAGAGAAAC
Musca domestica (house fly) is the source of this 1107-nucleotide messenger RNA. RefSeq lists its product as uncharacterized. Bases 133 to 837 code for a protein of 234 amino acids. NCBI's taxonomy places the organism in Eukaryota, Metazoa, Arthropoda, Insecta, Diptera, Muscidae. The transcript has 3 exons. Gene Ontology annotation, cellular component: nucleus; transcription regulator complex. Gene Ontology annotation, biological process: regulation of transcription by RNA polymerase II. The record is from RefSeq and is a predicted model, not a curated record.